Molecule: messenger RNA, 3009 nt
Organism: Fundulus heteroclitus (mummichog)
Lineage: Eukaryota; Metazoa; Chordata; Actinopteri; Cyprinodontiformes; Fundulidae
Product: cholesterol 24-hydroxylase
Exons: 15
Coding region: 944-2467 (507 amino acids)
Biological process (GO): cholesterol catabolic process
Molecular function (GO): heme binding; iron ion binding; cholesterol 24-hydroxylase activity
Source: RefSeq, a predicted model, not a curated record
AGGUGAAUCAGAAAAAAGUGCUGUAUGCUGUAUUUACCUCUAAAGUCAGAACAUAGAUCUGGGGAUGAAAGCGAACUGGACUAACAGUAACUGCGCUCCAGUUCGGUUUGAAAGUCAGUCAGACUGGGGUAAAUAUCGUUAGCAGUGCUGGUUAGUAACAAUGCAUUUCCCUUCAUUUUGCACUUUCAAACACCCUGGCAACACGUUCCCUGAAGGGAACCAUAUGUGUUUAAAAUAUCAAUAGAAAGAAAAAUCCCUAAAAGUGCAAAUGAACUGUUUUACUGCAGCUACCAGAAACGUAAGACAGCCAUGUUGGAUUCUGAGGGUGGGGUUGGUGAAACACCAACUCUUGAACUAUUUCUAUUUUAUUGGACCUUUCUGUUAACUUUUCCAACUUGAAAUUUCCACCGCAGAGUAAAACCCGAGAGCAUGAUUAGAUUUGAUCUCUUUUGCACCAUGAUUCAGCGUUACCAGAAGAAAGUUUCUUUCUCCUUUUUUCUUUUCUUCCAACAAACCGAAAUAGCCCAGGUCCUGUUGUCGCACCUUUUUAAAGACUCCGUCAGUAUGGUUCCACUUGGAUAAGUUAGCAUUUGCUGUGAUUGUACUUGUUAGGGAAGGGUUGAGAACCACUCCCUCAGAAGAUUAUAGAAAUCUAAGAAGCAGCCGUCUGUGCUUGUGUACUUUUAGAACCAGACUAUGGAAAAUUCCCAAAUAUUGCCCCUCCUCAAUAAAUUAAGAUCUAAGAAGCCAAGUAAAGAGAGCAGAUCAUAUAAUUUGAUUGCUGUAUUUACUUGCUCUCUACAGCACUACCUUACCCACCUCGAACGCAGCAUGAACUUUGAUUGGAUUAUUUCUGUUUCAGAGUUCAGGGGGAGGGACCUGGAUUUGAUAGCUGUACUCUCUUUGAACGAUCUCUCAGCUUUCCUGGACUGAGCUCACUGAAAUGGCUGUUUUUCACCUUCUUCUGGGUUUGCUCGGAAAAGCCCUGUUGCUGCUCUCCUGUCUCCUCUUCGUCGCCUUUCUGGGUUACUGCUUGUACCUUUGGCACGUUCACGCGAAAUAUGACCACAUACCAGGGCCACCGAGGGACAGCUUCUUCCUUGGCCAUUCACCAACAAUGCUGAAGAUUAUGAAAAAAGAUGGAAUAGUGCAUGACAAAUUCCUGGAAUGGUCUGAGACCUACGGACACGUUUACAGGCUGAAUUUUCUGCAUUACGUUACUAUAUGUGUCACCUGUCCAGAGGCAACAAAGGAAAUCCUCAUGUCCCCAAAGUACACUAAGGAUAAAUUGGUCUACAAGAGACUCUUUAAUCUCUUUGGUCAAAGGCUUUUUGGCAACGGCCUGAUAACAGCUCGGGAUCAUGAGAUGUGGUACAAGCAGCGCCGGAUCAUGGACCCUGCCUUCAGCAGCUUGUAUUUAAGAGGCCUAAUGGGGACCUUCAACGAAAGAGCAGAGAAACUGAUGGAUCGGCUCUCAGAGUUGUCGGAUAGGAACAUGGAGGCCAACAUGCUUCAGCUUGUUAACUGCGUCACACUUGAUGUCAUCGCUAAGGUUGCGUUUGGCAUGGAGUUAGACCUCUUGAAAUAUACUUCACCUUUCCCCAAGGCCAUCGAGACGUGUCUAAGAGGGAUGGUGCACUACGUCAGAGACGCCACGUUUGAGUACUAUCCCAGGAACAGAAAGUUCGUUAAUGAAGUGAGGGAAGCUUGUCGCUUGCUGCGCACAACCGGAGCUCAGCUGAUCCAGAAGAGGAAGGUUGCCAUGCAAAACGGAGAGGACGUUCCAAAGGACAUUCUCACGCAGAUCAUCAAGACUGCUGCCACAGAGGAAAUCAUGACUGAAGAAGACGAGGAGUUCAUGUUGGACAAUUUUGUAACAUUUUUCAUUGCUGGUCAGGAAACUACAGCCAAUCAACUAGCGUUUUGCAUCAUGGAACUUGGAAGACAUCCUGAAAUCCUGGAGAAGGCAAAGAAAGAAGUGGACGAUGUCAUUGGGAUGAAACAAGAAAUAAGCAACGAUGACCUUGGGAAGCUGAUCUAUCUCUCGCAGGUGCUGAAAGAGACUCUGAGGAUCUACCCGACUGCUCCAGGAACAUCCCGGGACAUAGAGGAGGACAUGAUGAUCGAUGGUGUCCACAUACCUGGGGGGGUCAGCUGUAUGUUUAGCAGCUAUACCACUGGGAGAAUGGAGAAAUUCUUCAAGGAGCCUAUGAAAUUUGAUCCAGACAGAUUUGAUCCAGAUGCUCCAAAGCCUUAUUACUGCUACUAUCCCUUUGCCCUCGGUCCACGGUCAUGCCUGGGUCUGAACUUUGCUCAGAUGGAGGCUAAAGUGGUGAUGGCGAAGCUGCUCCAGAGGUUCGAUUUCACCCUCGUCCCGGAUCAGACCUUUGACAUCCAGGACACCGGCACGCUGAGGCCAAAGAGUGGCGUGAUCUGCACCGUCAGACACAGGAAAUACAAAAACUAAGCAGUUUUAAAGCUUUACAACGCAAGUCACAGUGGUCCUUGUGGUAAAACUGCAUCGCUUUCUAGGUUUACAGUCUUGUCUAAGCCAGAAUAUGCUCAUGUAGAACGACAAAUGUAUGUAUUUUUCAUUUGAUCGUGCUUAUAACAAUCUUUUAUCUUGUCAUUUACGUUUCGAGUGAUGUUGCUAAUCAAAAUGACUUGCAAAGUUUAUUUUGGGUGCAUUAUACUCUAACACGCAAUCAGUUGUUACAGAGAAUAUCAUUUGACCAUUGCUGGCAAUCUACACAUGGGGGCGCUGUGAUCUCUUCAAAUAAAAGCUUUGGUUUGACCGUACAGGAAGCUGAAACUCCAUUAGAAAAAUGUAUGCUGUGGUUGAACAUCACAACUUGUGCUUGUUCUGCUCAGUCUAAACUAAAAUCACAGCUCCUGCUACGUUCUCAGGAGACGUAAUUGUGACUUGUUUUUCACAAAUGUGUGGCAAAAGCUGUGUGAAACCAAAGAUUAAAUUAUUCUGUCACUUUUCCCCCUUGAGACAACACAACC